CUUAAUAAUAAACUACUAUUGUACAUAAAACGCGGUGUAUACUGUAGCAUCGCUACUAAUCCAUGUGCUUUCUAUCUUGAUUGAACCAAGUAUUAUUAAAGAAUUAUGGGUCGUCGUAGACCAACAACACAAUGCAGACAGCAUAUUAAACCUGAAAUGAAACAAAACGAGUUGUUCGAAAAGUAUUAUAAAAAUCAAGGGAUCGUUCCUGAGAACGAGUGGGAGAGUUUCAUUAGUUAUUUGAAAAAAGAUCUGCCUAUUACAUUUCGGGUGACAGGAUUUCGAGAUCAAAAUAAAGAAUUAUUACGACUUAUCAAACAAAAAUACCGGAAGGAUAUAUCUGAAAUGCAACAUUAUAUGUGUGAUGAAAAAGGUCAAACUGAUGGUACUUUUGAACCGUUACCUUGGUAUCCGAAUGAAAUGGCAUGGCAGCUGAAUGUUAGUAAAUAUGCAGUUCGCAAAACAGCAGAACUCCGGACAUUGCAGCAAUUUCUAGUGUCUGAGACAGAGUCAGGUAACAUCAGUCGUCAAGAGGCUGUGAGUAUGCUGCCUCCACUUCUUUUAGAUGUACGCUCACAUCAUACUGUCCUUGAUUUAUGUGCUGCACCUGGAUCUAAAUCUGCUCAACUUGUUGAGCUGUUACAUUCUGAUGCUGAAAUAGUUCAAUCGAAAAUUAAUGCUGAAAAUGCUCUAAAGUAUGUAGAACCUACAGGAAUGAUUAUUGCAAAUGAUUUUGAUCAGAAAAGAUGUUAUAUGAUGGUUCAUCAAGUCAAGCGUUUACAAAGUCCUUGUGUUGUAAUCACUCAAGAAGAUGCUACAUGCUUCCCACGUCUGUACGUAACACUAUCACCAGAUGAUAAGACUAGUCAGAAAGAUUUACGUCAACUAAUGUUCGAUCGUGUUUUAGCAGAUGUACCAUGCAGUGGAGAUGGGACACUUCGCAAAAAUCCUGAUCUUUGGUUACGAUGGUCGCCUAACCUGGGCAUUGGUGAACAUCCUUUACAAUGUAGAAUUUUAAGGAGAGGUUUGGAACUUUUGCGUGAUCCAGUUAGCGAUUCUUCAAGCUAUUCUCGAUUGGUUUAUUCAACUUGUAGCUUUAAUCCUGUUGAAAAUGAAGCUGUUGUAGCCUCGAUGUUACAUGCAUGUCAGGGAGCGGUUCGAUUAAUUGAACCCAAUCUUAUGGAACAUAUAUUGUCAGAUUCUUCUGAAAAUAAAUAUUCAGGCAGACAGGAAUUUAAAUUUAGACCAGGUUUAAGCAGUUGGCGUGUAAUGGAUAAAAAAGGAGUUUGGUUUACAUCAUAUGAUGAAGUUCCUACAGGCCAACGGAAUUACAUAUACCCAUCCUUAUUUCCUCCAUCUAAUGUAGCAGAUCUACAUUUAGAACGUUGUAAACGUGUUUUGCCUCAUGAUCAAAACACCGGUGGAUUUUUCAUUGCUGUCCUAGAGAAAAUUGCUCCAUUACCUUGGAUGAAUGCUACAAAACGAGAACUUUCUGUAAAUAAUAAUAAUAAUAGUAAUAAUAAUAAUAAUAAUAAUCAAACUAACCAAACAGAUAAAGAAUUUGAAUCAAAAGAUGAUUUAAAACCUUCAUUUGUCGCUAAAAAGUCACGUAUCUUUCAUGAAAAUGGAUUCACUUAUAUCGAUUCUACCUUGGAUUCAAAUUGGUUAACAAUUCGGGAUUAUUAUAAAAUCAAUGACAAGUCAGCUUAUCCGGCGGAAUCCUCUUCAACGCUAUUUCGUGCAGAUAAUAUACUUUCACGGUCUAAUGGAGAAGGAAAUCGCUGUCGCAUUCUCUACUAUACAAAUAGUUUGAUCAAAAAUAUGGUGUCGACAAAUAGGGAAAGAGGUGUGAAAAUAGUGAAUACUGGCGUUCGAAUAUUUUCUUCAGUUGAAGAUAAACAAUUUGAAGGAUAUCGUUUAUUACAGGAUGGAAUUGAAGUAGUUGAUGCUUAUAUACCUUUGUCAAGUGAUCGUCGUAUUCGUCUUACACCAAAUGAAUAUUGUGAUUUAGUGUUACUUUUACAGCAUGAAAUGCCAUUGUUAAGUCUUAUGACUGAAUCAACACGUUGUCAAUGUGAAAAGAUAUCCUCUGGUCCAGUUUUAAUCGAUUAUACACCUAAUGUCACUGAUGACACAAAUGAUGACGAACCAUGGACAUGUGAUAGUUUGCCUCAUUGCAGACUUGUAUUUGCUGGUUGGCGUGGAGCUAAAAGUUUGAGACAUUAUAUUGGACGUUUUGAACGUUUACAUUUCAUGCGACUAGCCAACAUUGAACCUAGUCCAUGUAUCAUGGGACACACCGCGAAGGAAUCAGUAAUUCAUGAAAAUUCUGAAAUAACUGGAGAUACUGAAUAAUCAGCCUAUUUGUACAUUAUUUUGGAGAUCAAUACUAUGUACCGAUUCUUAUCAAUCAAGAUGUAAAACGUAUUGGAAAUAAAUCUACAAAUCUUAUGUUAUUUUUACAUCUGACUUAUUGUAAUUAUAAAAGUUCUUACUUGA
Messenger RNA from Schistosoma turkestanicum, 2499 nucleotides. The record is from the annotation of a GenBank genome assembly. NCBI's taxonomy places the organism in Eukaryota, Metazoa, Platyhelminthes, Trematoda, Strigeidida, Schistosomatidae.